GGGUCUCCACCUCCUCCAGGUGCGUAGCUGUGACUCACCUGGAGAGGGACUGGUACCAGUAAAACCAGACCACUGGCUCCACUUCAUACCUGUCAACUCCUAGUAAUCAGCCUCCCAGACAUGUCGAUGCUUUGCCCAGAUUGUAAUUUAACAUGGUCUGAUUUACAUUACGCGCAAUGAAUGUCACAUGGGGUUUGCUGACGGUAUUGAGUGUGGUGUGCCACACUGAGUCGAGGUGCUCGCCGACAUCUUAUUAUAAAAACUGCUGGAUUCGACGUUUCCCGGGGAUUUUCAUCGAUAUCGAGGAGUCUCAGAGGAGAGGAGCGCAGCUUUUGAAGUAUUACCAAGAGGAGACCGCGCUGAAAUGCAGCCGCACCUGUUGCCUCACGAGAAACUUCUCCUGUAACCUGGCUAUAUUUCACUACGAUACCACUCAAGAAAACGUGAACUGCUUCCACCUGCACUGUCCAACACUGGAGAGCUGUAUUCUCAGUCACAGGGGCAACGUUGUUCUGUACAAUAUCACAAAGGGAGUGGAUCCCGAUCUGCUGGUGUUUGGAAAACACUUCACCUCCAAUGUACGUGUGUUACCCCACCACUACGGUCGAGUCAACGCCUCAGAGCCACUGCCUUCAGACAAGCGCCAGUUCAUACAUCCACCUCCACCUGCUGUCCUGCCUCUAACGUCUGCACCAACAGUUAAACCCACCACCACAACCAGCAGAGUGCUCACCACCACCCACCACUUCCACCUCCAUAGCCUUGCUGCAGCCACUACGCUGCAGAGCACCAGCCAGCCUGCAACAAUCUCCACAACUGUAACUGCAUUGUCUUCCACUUCAGCUGCUCCUUUGACAGUCCUGGGAAACCAUGCGCAAACAACAGCCCCAACAACCACCUCCACCAUUUCUCUUGCACCCAGCUUUACUACAUCUCCUUCAUCCACCUCAGCUGCCACCCUCGACCGUUACAAUCCAGAGACGACUCCUGUCUUUUCUACCACAACCACACGGCCCUCCACAUCCAUCCCCACCUACCCCACCACCUUCUCUCAGUCAGCCACCGACCCUCCAACCUCCAUAGCCCUCAUGGGCAACAUAGAGAGCAGCAAGCAAUACCCCAAUGACACCCAGGGCAGCCUAGGGAGGAACCACACUGCAGGCAGUGAGGAAGGCCAGGGAGUCAGCGGAGAGGACACCUUAGGCGGGUUGGGACCCGGGUGGCACGUAGCUGCCCACACCUUGCUGGUAGCAGUGGCCAUCUGUAUCACAGUGCUGCUGAGCUGCUGCUGCUCCAUCCUGCUGGUUGUGAGCUGGAGGGGUCAGAGGAAGAGGAUGGGACGCUACCAAACAUCAUGGAGAGGGAAAAGAGGCUCCAUGCGUCUGAUUAAGUAUGUGCUGGUCCGAGAGAGCUCCUGAAAGAGGAUCCAAGGAAAAAAAAUGACAACUAACAUGUCUCUUUUGUUUACAUUGAUUUUAUGAAUGAAUGAAUCCAGAAUUAAAAGACAUUUGAUCUAAAUUAGUGUUUUUACCAUCAUAUUUUUGUAAAACAUCAAUUUUCACACACUGCAUUACUCAAAUUGCAGAUAUGGCUUUAUAUUGCUUUAUUUUGAGCAGAUAGGGAUGGAAAUGUAGUUACUGUCAACUGAUAGAGUGAGGCUGAAAUACUGUAUAUUUACACUGAACAGGCAGCGGUAUUUUAUGGUGUAGAUCUGAUUACCAAACACAUUUCUGCCAUGAUUUUGGUUUCAUUUUUGACUCAAUGACUUUUGACAGAAGACCCAAAUUCACCCAAAUGUAUUUGACCACAGCAAUUUGCCUGGAGAAAGACGAUAUGAUGUACGUUUGGCUGACCUAUAUUCUGAUGCACUUCAGUGAGUUUAAACUGAUGUUGAUGCCAAACCUCAAGAACAUUCGCCAGUUGUCUACACUGGUCUUAAGUGGGACUUGGGUGUUUCCAAGCAAAAAAGAAAAAAAAAAAACUGCAAUAAUUCAAGGAUUGUUCAGAUUGUCAACAAUGUGUUGUCCUUUGUGAGGCUAGAGGAGGACUACCUUUUGCCUCAUGGCCUUUGGUGUUUAACCCUCCCGCAGUUGAGAACACCUCUCAGUGCAUUGGGUUUCUCCUGACCUAAAAGUGGACCACAGACCAAACCUCUUUAGGAAGGGUGAGGUACUUUUCAACGGUCUGCUGCUGAAAGCAUCCUUUCACUGGGGUCCCACUCCUCGAUCUGACAGUAAAGAGAGUGGGACGGGAGC
This is a messenger RNA of Lates calcarifer (barramundi perch), 2255 nucleotides long. Its product is annotated as MANSC domain-containing protein 4. NCBI's taxonomy places the organism in Eukaryota, Metazoa, Chordata, Actinopteri, Centropomidae. The record is from RefSeq and is a predicted model, not a curated record.